AUGAUGGCUUUCAUCUGCAUUAUAUCUGCUGUGUAUCUCUUAUAUCUUUGCCUUUUUUAAAAAAUGAAAUUAAGACAUCCUGACAUCCUGUUCUCUCUAAUUCAGGCUGCUAGUCCAUUGCAAGUGAAAUAUGCUGAUGGUGAGUUGGAAAGACUAGAACACAAGAUUUUUGUCGGGAUGCUACCAAAGAAUGUAUCAGAUGCCGAAGUGUCUGGCUUAUUCUCUCAAUAUGGAACCGUUAAAGACUUGCAAAUUUUAAGAGGUUCUCAGCAAACUAGUAAAGGAUGUGCAUUUUCGAAAUAUGAGACAAGAGAACAAGCAGUUGCAGCUAUAGAGGCCAUUAAUGGAAAGCACAAGAUGGAGGUUGUUUGUUGUUUACCAAUUCCUUUGACUUAUAAUGUGAUGUCUUGAAAUAUUAUUACCUGAACUACUU
Molecule: messenger RNA, 433 nt
Organism: Ipomoea nil (Japanese morning glory)
Lineage: Eukaryota; Viridiplantae; Streptophyta; Magnoliopsida; Solanales; Convolvulaceae
Product: RNA-binding protein BRN1-like
Exons: 3
Coding region: 64-411 (115 amino acids)
Cellular component (GO): cytoplasm; ribonucleoprotein complex; nucleus
Molecular function (GO): mRNA binding
Source: RefSeq, a predicted model, not a curated record